This is a messenger RNA of Anopheles moucheti, 1573 nucleotides long. It is a transcript of the gene yip2, whose product is annotated as 3-ketoacyl-CoA thiolase, mitochondrial. Lineage: Eukaryota; Metazoa; Arthropoda; Insecta; Diptera; Culicidae. The transcript is spliced from 5 exons. The record is from RefSeq and is a predicted model, not a curated record. The coding region runs from base 213 to 1409 and encodes 398 amino acids. Gene Ontology annotation, biological process: fatty acid beta-oxidation. Gene Ontology annotation, molecular function: acetyl-CoA C-acetyltransferase activity.
UCCGCCGUAAAUAACAGGACCUGCCGUCGUUUCAUUGCUGCCCCAUUUAUUUUCGCUGCAAGUUGCAACAGUUGUGUGUACCUAGACCUGUUGUAAAUUUGUUGGAAUCGUUUUAGAUAACAUAACUUUAACUUACGUGAUAUUUUCUGUGCAAUAACGUAUCUUUCAAUCUGUGUGUAAAGUUCAAUUAACCCCGGCAUCACCCUCCGAAAAUGGCAGCUCUAACUAAGGGAGUUUUCAUUGUGGCGGCCAAGCGUACCGCUUUUGGCACCUUCGGCGGAGCAUUCAAGAACACCAACGCAACGCAGCUGCAGACGGUAGCGGCUAAGGCAGCGCUCGAUGCAGCCGGUCUCAAGCCGGAUCAGGUUGAUUCCGUCAACAUCGGGCAGGUGUUGGUACUUUCGUCGACCGAUGGUGCUUUUCUACCCCGGCACGUGUCACUCGGCUGUGGCAUUCCGAUCGAGCGACCAGCCCUCGGCGUAAAUCGUCUGUGCGGUUCCGGGUUCCAAGCGGUGGUUAAUGGGGCACAAGACAUCCUUGUGGGUGCGGCACACAUCUCACUCACCGGCGGAGUUGACAAUAUGUCUCAGACACCGUACACGCUACGAAACAGUCGUUUCGGUAUUCCGCUUGGCACAAGCCCUCCCCUGGAAGAUGCACUAUGGACUGGUCUAACUGACUCCUACUGCAAGCUCCCGAUGGCACUGACGGCCGAAAAUCUCGCCGAAAAGCAUAAGAUUCCACGUGAGAAGGUGGACGAGUUUGCUUACCGUUCGCAGCAGCUCUGGAAGAAGGCAAACGAUGAGGGUGUGUUUAAGACGGAAAUAACUCCGUUCAAGCUAAAGGUUAAGGGAAAGGAGGUUGACUUUGCCGUCGAUGAACAUCCGCGUCCUCAGACCACACUGGAAGGAUUGACGAAGCUUCCAUCGCUUUUCAAAAAGAACGGGGCCGUUACUGCAGGAACUGCUUCGGGUAUUUGUGAUGGUGCGGCGGCAGUUGUGGUCGCUUCGGAGGAAGCGAUUAAAAAGCACAACCUGACACCAUUGGCACGAUUGGUUGCGUACAGUACGGUUGGUGUGCCACCGGAGAUUAUGGGCAUUGGUCCAGUACCUGCUAUUCGAAACGUGCUGAACGUAGCCGGUCUCAAAAUGGACGAUGUGGAUCUGUUCGAGAUCAAUGAGGCGUUCGGCGUACAGACGCUGGCUUGCGCGCAGGAACUCGGCCUCGACAUCAACAAGCUCAAUCUAAAUGGUGGUGCAAUUGCCCUGGGACAUCCACUUGGCGCUUCUGGAUCGCGUAUUACUGGUCAUCUAGUGCAUGAGUUGAAACGAAAGAACCUCAAACGGGCCGUCGGAUCGGCAUGCAUUGGAGGAGGACAGGGCAUUGCACUGCUGCUGGAAGCUGUUUAAUAAUAAAAGCGCAAUCACUAACAACUUACCCCGGAAAGAGCAAUGGGAAACGUACCUCAAAACAAAGUGUGUUUAUUUUUCUAAAAAAAACAUGUUGAAAAAAGAUUAUCAGUAGUAUAUUUAAGAAUCUUCAACGAGUAAACAGUGCAUUUUUGUCGUAAACA